This is a messenger RNA of Arachis stenosperma, 2214 nucleotides long. RefSeq names its product protein FAR1-RELATED SEQUENCE 5-like. The coding region runs from base 1 to 2214 and encodes 737 amino acids. The record is from RefSeq and is a predicted model, not a curated record. NCBI's taxonomy places the organism in Eukaryota, Viridiplantae, Streptophyta, Magnoliopsida, Fabales, Fabaceae. Gene Ontology annotation, molecular function: nucleic acid binding; zinc ion binding. The transcript has 3 exons.
AUGGAUGUUGAUUCGGAACCACUCAAUUCACAAGAGAACGUUGAAGAUUGCUUGAUGACUGGUGUGGAAGAGAAUGUAGAUUGCACUUGUGAUUGCGGUGGCAGCAGUAGCAAGUGUGUUGUUGUGACGGCCGAUGAUAUUAUAAACCAGACAUUUAAAACAUCGGAUGCAGCUUAUAACUUGUAUGUGCGUUAUGCAAGGUGUGUCGGGUUCAGAGUUCGCAAGGGUGAUACAGCAUGUGGAAAAGAUGGAACACAACGCAGAAGGCGAUUUUUUUGCAACAAGGAAGGAAAAAGAGCCAAUAAAUACAUCUCUAAUUUGAACAGGAAGAGGGAGCAUAAAGCGCUGACUCGUACGGGUUGUGAAGCCAUGCUUGCGGUGUACUUUGACACCAAAACUUCAGCUUGGAGAGUUAAAAAAUUAGUUGAGAAGCACAACCACGAUCUUGUCCCCCAAUGCUUGGUACACCUAAUUCCAAACCACCGUGGGAUGAAUGAGGCUCAAAAAGCUCAGGCAAACACCAUGCACGAUAAUGGUCUUUCAAGCUCUAAGAUAAUGGGACUAAUGGUAGGCCAAGCCGGGGGUUAUGCUAAUGUCGGGUUCACAAAGAAGGAUCUGGAUAACCACAUUGAAAGAACUCGUCGUGCAAAGCUCAUUGGUGGGGAUUCUAAUGCAACCAUUAGCUAUCUACUUGGAAAAGCCGAUGUUGACCCCAUGGCCAUGGCAAGGUACAGUGCUAUUGAUGAAAGUCGGCUGGCGAAUCUAUUUUGGGCAGAUGGCAUUUGUAGGGCAGAUUAUCAGUGCUUUGGAGAUGUGCUUGCAUUUGAUACAACCUAUCAGAAAAAUAAGUACAGAAGACCGUUGGUUAUCUUCUCGGGUUGUAACCAUCACCGUCAAACAUGCAUAUUUGGCUUUGCCUUGAUAGAGAACGAACAAACGGCAACAUAUACGUGGUUGUUGCAAAACUUUCUAGAUGUCAUGCUGAACAAGACUCCUAGUGUUGUGGUCACAGAUGGUGAUGAGGCAAUGAAGGCAGCAAUUCAAGAAAUCUUCCCAAAUGCAACUCACCGAUUAUGUGGUUGGCACAUUCAGAGAAAUGUAACGGCAAACAUAAAAAGCAAAGAUUUUUCCGAUGACUUCAGAAGAUGUUUAACAACAUCAAGGUGUGAAGGGAUAAACAACUUCAUCAAGAGGUUUAUUGGCAUUCGUCAAAGUCUUUUAGAGCUAGUCCAGAAUCUUGAAUAUGCUCUUAGGGAUUAUAGACACAACGAAUUAGUUUCUCAAUUUAAGACGGUGUACGGAGAGCCUGUGUUAACAACUCGCUUAGCUGCAUUGGAGCUUUGUGCUGCAAAUUUUUACACACGGGAGAUGUUUGGCAAAGUAAAAACAGAGAUUGAAGGAUUGGUUGCAUUAGAUGUUAUAAAUGAGGAAAAUAUAUCAACUACUGUUAUUUUAAAAGUUAAGGAGUAUGACAGAGGGCAACAUAUAUACACCGUACUUUAUGAGCGCAACACCGAGAAUAUGGAGUGUGAAUGUAGUAGGUGGAGUAGUGAAGGCAUUCCCUGUAGCCACAUGUUUUGUGCCAUGAAAAGGGUAGGUUUACAGAAGUUGCUAGAAAGUCUUCUUUUGAGAAGAUGGUCCAAGGAUGCUAAAAAGUAUCUGGAUGAAAGUUCAGUUGGAAGCACUGUGCAAGAUGGAGAAAGAGAUUUUUUAAUGCGCUAUGGUGCAUUGUCAGUGGCAGCUACGUGGAUGGUAUUCUUAGGAGCUCAAGAUGGUCCUUCUUUCCAUGACACUAUGAAUGAAGUCUCUCGUUUGACCAAAACACUAGAGCAAAAGUCGUGCUUGAAAAGAGGAACAAGAGAUUCUUCCAUGUCGAACUUUGUUGGUGACCCUUCAGUUGUCAAGACAAAAGGUGCACCAAAGGGAAAAAAAGAGAGAGAAAAACGGAGGUGCACUAAAUGCAACAAUACUGGUCAUGUAAAGAAGAAUUGUCUUGUGAAGAAUGAGGGUGACAAUUUGGAUGAUAAGAUUGGUGGUGGCACACAGGCUAGCUUUGGUGCAGAAGAGUUAUACUUGAUAGCAAGUUUGACUUUAUGCCUUCUUUUGUCACAAGAGCUUCCCAAAGACCCUAUGGCUUCUCAAGGGACGCAAGCUAGCUUCGGUACAGAAGAUGUUAGUAAGAUACAAUAUUACACUAGUGGUUACACGAAUUAA